This is a messenger RNA of Phyllopteryx taeniolatus (common seadragon), 3981 nucleotides long. RefSeq lists its product as uncharacterized. The record is from RefSeq and is a predicted model, not a curated record. The transcript has 13 exons. Gene Ontology annotation, molecular function: nucleotide binding. The coding region runs from base 512 to 1789 and encodes 425 amino acids. Lineage: Eukaryota; Metazoa; Chordata; Actinopteri; Syngnathiformes; Syngnathidae.
ACAUAAAAAACGAAGAACUUUGUUAUGGUUAGGUUGAGGGCUAGGGUUGGUCCUAAGGCGGUUUAGGAUCGGUUAAGGUUAGGAUUAGGGUGGGUUCGUAUUAGUGGGAAACAUUAACGCCGCUACACUUAGCUGCUGUUUCUUUUUGACCAAGCUUGUAAAGUUUUAGCAUAAAGCAGGAGAUUAAUCAACCCGUAAUAUAUUCGUCUGCUAGUGUUACUUAUUAAUUAUUUACAUUCGACAAUGUCUUACACUCUAGCUCAAUCGCGACUCUCACAAGGACAAGCGGAUAUCCGAAAGAAGUCUGACAAAUCGCAGGAGCCCCUGAAUGCAACACACUGGAGGGCGGGGCUUUUCUAUCUGUGUGUCAAGUUGCAGUUUGUCUGAAAUUUAAUGAAUGUGGUUGGUCCACGCACGCAGAACAGUGAACACAGCUCUACGCCUAAAGGGAAAAAUAAGAGUAGCUGCUGCUUUCAAGUGACCAUCUUGACAGGUGCGGAAGGUUGACAACAUGAGUCCACUUGUCCGGGUCAUCGUGGUGGGAGCAGGCUGUCGAGGAGAGAUCUAUUCCCGCUAUGCUAUUAUCCACCCUGACCGUGUGCAGGUUGUUGGAGUAGCCGAUCCCCGGAAGUUUGCUCGCACAAAGUUCCAACAAUUGUUCAACAUUGCAGAUGAGAACCUGUAUGAAGACUGGCGCAUUUUAGCUGAAAGAGAGAAGUGUGCAGACGCCGUUUUAAUUUGCACACCAGACACCCUUCAUAAGGAGCCUGCAGUGGCCUUUGCAAACAAGGGCUACCAUGUCCUUCUGGAGAAACCAAUGGCCACAACGGCUCAAGACUGCAUAGAGAUUGUGGGGGCGUGCUCUCAGAGCGGUGUGAUGCUAUGUGUGGGUCAUGUUCUACGAUACGAUCCCAGCAUCCGCAAAAUAAAGGAGCUGAUAGACUCCGGUGUCAUUGGUGAUGUGAUCCACAUUCAGCACUUUGAGCCGGUUGGCUUUUGUCACUUUGCUCACUCCUUUGUUCGUGGAAACUGGAGGAAAGAAGCAGAGAGCUCUUUUGCUCUUCUGGCCAAAUCAUGCCACGACAUCGACCUGAUCCAUCAAUGGGCCGGAGCACGCAGGUGUUUGAAAGUGACGUCGUUUGGCUUCGUCAGCCACUUCAGUCAAGAAAACAAGCCAACAGGGGCUGCUGUUCGCUGCCUGGACUGUUCAGUAGAGGACACAUGUCCGUACUCGGCAAGCAAAAUCUACCUGGACAGAGUGAAAAAGGGGCACACUGGCUGGCCCAUUUCCGUCAUAUGCCCCAACUCUUUCCCAGACAUUGAGACGGUAACUGAGGCUCUCAGGACUGGACCGUACGGCCGCUGUGUCUACGAGUGCGACAACGAUGUCUGCAGUAACCAGGUUGUUAACAUGGAGUUUGAAGGUGGUCUGACUGCAGCCUUCUCUAUGGUUGCUUUCACUGAAGAUACCGGCAAACGAAAAACAGCCAUCUAUGGCAGCAAGGGCGAGUUGUCAUUUAAAGAUGAGGAGAUUCGAGUGUUUGACUUUCUGACCCAGAAAGCCACCAAACAUGCGGUAAACGUGGAUUGCCCCAUGCACUUUGGCCUGUCUGGACACGCUCAAGCUGAUUACUUCUUGAUUGAUUCUUUCAUUUCUGCUGUGACUAACAAUGACCCAUCGCUCAUCGCUUCCGGUCCUGAAGAGACACUGCAGAGCCACUUGCUGGUGUUUGAGGCAGAGCGAUCGCGACAGGAAAGCAGGGUGGUUCAAUUCAACCACUCUGGAUGAUCUUUUAAAAAAAAACUAAUAACGAUGAAGGAAAAUAGUAAUGAUUUACUUCUGAAAUAAUCAUAUUUGUGGUGGGGUACACUUUUAAUAUUUGUGUGCUCAGUAACAUUUAAUUUUAUUAUUUAUGCUUAAUUAACAUAAACUGGCUGUGACAUGAUGUCUCACAGUAACCCAAUUAAGGCAAUACUUGAACUAAGACUUUCAGAUUGUAUUUGUGCACUCUCCAUAUACAUCAAUGGCUUUUUAACACCAUGCCUGCCUUUUUAAAAUGUUCUUACGAACCAUAAGUAAGGCAUGUCGACUUUAGUUAGAGGUUAUGUUUGCGGUUGUCACCUGUAAAAAGGAACCAAAAGGGGUGUGAAAGCACCCUUCUAGCCACCCCUAUGAUGUCCCACAGGGUACCAUCCUCGGUCCGUUACUCUAGUUACCUUUUAGGUCAAAUUCUCAAUAGCUUCAUAUUAAUUUUCUCAUUGCGGUCUGGUGAAAUCCAUAACCUCUCUACUUGCUGACUGUCCCAUUUGACACUCUCAUUAAAACAAUAUCCUGUUUCUUCACACCACUGGGAAGACAUGCUUGUUCAUGGUUUUACCUCCUCUCAUGUACUUAUUUUUUCUCCUCCCUCAGGUUAUCUUCCCUGUCUUAUUGCUGUUUUUCUUUACCUCUGACUUGCAUUUUGCACCUGCAUUGUAAAGCACUUAGUAACCCAUGCGUGUGAAAAGUGCUGUGGACAUUCGAUGUACUUUUAAGGGGAAUGAAGACUGCAAGUCUAUGGUCAGGCUAAAAAUGGUUCUAAAUUGAUAUCUAAAACAGCUACCCAUGUAAACAUGUAUUUAUAACCAACUGUUUUUCUUUAGUUCCACUGACUUCCAUUCUGCUUGAACUUGAGACUGUAACUACAACCCUCACAACACAAUGUAUGUAAAUGUGUUAUCUACAAGUUGGAAGCCCAGAGACAGACUUUUUCACAGUCCACACUUUUUUGCUGUGACGGGCCAUUGCUGGUAGCGCAAUUCAGGAGAAGCAGGUCAUCUGGGGCCUGGUGUAAAAAAUUGCAUAGGAUCCACAUUAAAAGUAGACAUGUGUAGGAAAGCUGCAGUAGUCCACAUAAAAACAUCUCCACAUCAGGACCAGCCCACUUUUUGCCAUCAUCCAUGGCCAAUGCAGAGUAGCUCAUUAAUGUUGAUGCAUAUACUAUGCACAACACAGACCCCUGGUCCCCCUGUCUUUGUUCUCUUUGAGUCUGAGGACAAAAUAGGGGAAUAGUUAUAUCUGUAACCAAACCCAAUCAAAAAUAGAAUAAGCUUUCCUGUCACUGCUCUUCUCCAUACACUCACCCACUUAUGGGCUGCUGUGGGAAGCUAUCCUCUCAUUUGCUCCCUUGCUUCCGGAACGACUGCCUUUCCGGGCUUUGUCCUCACUGCAUAUCACAUAAUAUUUCAAUUCAUACAUUUGCUUCCCCUUGAAAAUGAUCAAUAAGCAAAUAUUUGACAGACUUUAGAUAAAUAUAUUGGGGUGCCUAAAAUGCAAUAAAGCAUUUGGAGAGAAAGAAAAGGAUUUGGUCUGCUCUUUACAUGAACGUUACAACAGCUUCCACUCUUCUGGAGAGACUGUCGGAAUGUUUGUCUUUGGUUUACAUACAGUCUUAUUCCAAAAUAAACACACAACACCCUGUAAUGACAACAUGAAAAAAAUUCACAGCCUUUGCUCAAUACUGUUUAUGCAACUUUGACUACAUUUACAGCCUCAAGUCUUUAUGAAUAUGAGGUGUGGUAUUGUUGUUGAGCUUCUGUGGUAAUUUCCAUGCUAGUCUUUCGCCUUUAUGCAUUCAGCAAGUGCUGGGCAAUAUGGUCUUAAGGUCUCGAUUUUUUUUUUUCUUCACAAAAAUGCGAUUAAUUGUCAACUUUAGUUUAUUUUUCCCCCCUUCACUUAUAUUAAAAGCAAAUGAGUAUAUGACAUUAUUCAAAUCAAGUGUUGUACUUUUUAUUCAUUCUGAAAUUUGCUUUAUUUUUCCUGAUACCAUUUUUUCCCCCAAAAGCAUGACCUAAAAACAACUCCCACAGAAAUAAUAGAAAUCUUUGAUUUUCUUUACACAUAAUGUGAAAAUAUGUGUUUCCUCUGGGAAAAAUUUCUUUUCAGUCAAAAUGUAUUUAAACUGAUUUAACAUGAAUAAAAUUAACUGUCAAACUGCAUAA